AUGGCAGCGAAUCGCGAACGGGCGGGCCAUGUGCUCGUGUGGGAGCAGGCAGACAUGGCCACGGACGAGGGCAUCUUGCCGGCAAAACGGUUCGGUACUCGACAUUACAUCGUUUUCAUGCUGUUCCUUGGCAUGGCGAAUGCGUACGUCAUGCGAACGAACAUGUCCGUCGCGAUCGUCGCGAUGGUAAACCAGACCGCUAUCGAGAAGGAUGCCGAAGUGUUCGACGACGAAUGCCCCGAUACGGACUAUGGUGACGAUAACAAGGAUGACGAAAAGGAUGGCGAGUUUAUCUGGAGCACCAGCAUGCAGGGAUACAUUUUAUCGUCCUUCUUCUACGGCUACGUCAUCACGCAGAUCCCGUUCGGCCUGCUGGCCAAGCGGUACGGUGCGAUGCGUUUCCUUGGCUGGGGAAUGCUGAUCAACUCGGUGUUUGCGUUCGUGGUGCCGGUAGCCGCCCGACAGGGUGGUGCCGGUUGGCUGAUUGCCGUACGCUUCAUCCAGGGACUGGGCGAAGGUCCUAUCGUGCCGUGCACACAUGCCAUGCUGGCGAAAUGGAUUCCACCGAACGAACGGUCACGCGUUGGUUCGAUAGUGUACUCCGGCGCACAGUUCGGUACGGUAAUAUCGAUGCCACUGUCUGGGCUGCUGGCCGACCACGGGUUUGACGGUGGCUGGCCAUCUAUAUUCUACGUGUUCGGUAUCAUCGGUACGGUAUGGUCGAUCGCAUUCCUGUUCACCUGCCACGAGGACCCGGUGUCACAUCCCAGAAUACGGGAGGAUGAGAAGAAGUACAUCCAGCAAUCGCUUUGGGGCAAUGCGUCCGUUCACAUUCCGCCGAUUCCGUGGAUGAACAUCGCAAAGUCGCUACCAUUCUACGCCAUCCUGCUUGCACAUCUUGGCCAGAACUAUGGCUACGAAACACUGAUGACGGAGCUGCCCACUUACAUGAAACAAGUCCUACGAUUCUCCAUCAAGACCAAUGGUGUUCUGUCCGCCCUGCCCUAUCUGGCGAUGUGGCUGUUCUCGAUCCUGGUCGGUUGGGUUGCGGACUGGAUGUUGACGUCGGGUCGCUUCAACCACACCUGGACGCGCAAGAUCUCCAACAGCAUUGGCCAGUACGGUCCAGCGAUCGCACUCAUCAUCGCCUCGUACACCGGCUGUAGCCGAGCGCUCACCGUCGCCAUCCUGACGAUCGGCGUCGGUUUGAACGGUGGCAUCUAUGCCGGGUUUAAGAUCAACCAUCUGGACAUUACGCCCCGGUACGCGGGCGUACUGAUGGCAUUCACCAACUGUUCGGCCAAUUUGGCCGGUUUGCUCGCACCGAUCGCCGCCGGUAACAUCAUCGAGGGCAAACCAACGAUCGCGCAGUGGCGCAUCGUGUUCGUGAUAGCGGCGUGCGUGUACCUGUUCACCGCCACGUUCUACAACGUGUUCGCGUCCGGUGCCCGCCAGUUCUGGGACAAUCCGGAGAACGACGAACCACAGAAGUCCUCGAUCGAGGCCCCGGUGCACAGUGAGGUGAAUGGUAGCAACGCUGGUAGCAAUGGUACGGCGACCGCAACACUAACGCACCGGACGCUCAAUGAGCAGUCGUCGUAG
Molecule: messenger RNA, 1602 nt
Organism: Anopheles marshallii
Lineage: Eukaryota; Metazoa; Arthropoda; Insecta; Diptera; Culicidae
Gene: Picot
Product: putative inorganic phosphate cotransporter
Exons: 3
Coding region: 1-1602 (533 amino acids)
Biological process (GO): transmembrane transport; monoatomic anion transport
Molecular function (GO): transmembrane transporter activity
Source: RefSeq, a predicted model, not a curated record